AUGUCGACCACACCAUCCUCACCAGACAAACCCACCCUAUCUACAAUCACCGCCUCCAUCCACCGCGGCGCCAUCAAAAAUAUCGUCGUCCUCGUCGGCGCCGGUCUCUCAACCUCCUCCGGUCUCCCUGACUUCCGCUCCCCGGAUACAGGGCUGUACGCCAAGCUCUCCGCCCUCGCACUGCCCUACCCAGAAGCACCCUUCCACAUCUCGUACUUCAACCACACGCCCGAGCCAUUCUAUGCCAUUGCCCGCGCUCGGCAUCCAAUGAAUGCGAAGCCAGCUGUUGGACAUGCGUUCUUGGCGCUUUUGGAGAGGAGGGGGAUGCUAGGUUAUAUUUUUAGCCAGAAUGUUGAUGGGUUGGAGAGAGACGCUGGGGUGAGCGAAGAGAAGGUGCUUAAUGUCCACGGGAGUUGGAAGGAUCAGCACUGUGCGAUUUUGUCGGGUACGGUACCGAUUUGUUUAAAAGAUGGAUGCGGCGGGAACGUGAAGCCGGAUAUUGUUAUGUUUGGCGAGUCGUUGCCUGGUGAGUUUGCGGGCAAGGAGGAGGAGAUGCUUUCGCAGGCAGAUCUGCUCCUUGUCGUUGGGACGAGUCUGAAAGUUGCGCCGUUGUCUGAAAUGCCCCGGAAGCUUCCGACGCAUGUGCCGCGGGUCCUGGUAAAUCGUGAAAUCGUGGGCGAUUUCGGCUCGCGCGAGAAUGAUGUCCUUGUUCUUGGUGAUUGUGACGAUGGGUUGAGAGAAUUCGCGAGGAAGCUGGGGUUGGAAGAGGAGCUUGAGAUCGUUUGGAAGGAUGCCGUGAAACGCAAGGAAGCCGAGUUGGAAAGGGAUAACUGGGACGAUGGAAAUGCGCCGACGUUGGAAGAAUGUGUUGCUAGCGCGGCGGAGAAGAUGAAUAUGCGUAUGGGGGUGUCAGAGGGCCAUCGGCGCAUGUUGCAGGGACAUUUGGCAGACAAGAUGGCAGGAAUCAUGGCGAAGCGCGCGCAGUAA
Messenger RNA from Aspergillus mulundensis, 987 nucleotides. RefSeq names its product NAD-dependent protein deacetylase hst2-2. Gene Ontology annotation, molecular function: NAD+ binding. Lineage: Eukaryota; Fungi; Ascomycota; Eurotiomycetes; Eurotiales; Aspergillaceae. The transcript has 2 exons. The record is from RefSeq and is a predicted model, not a curated record. The coding region runs from base 1 to 987 and encodes 328 amino acids.